CCCCGGUGAGGAGGACAGAGAUACAAAGAUAAUCCCAAAGGAUGAGAAAGGUCGCACUGCCAGUGGUUCUGGUAGAAACUUCUGGGUGAGUGGCCUGGCUUCCACUACCAGAGCUACAGAUCUGAAGAAUCUCUUUAGCAGAUACGGGAAGGUGGUUGGUGCCAAAGUGGUGACCAACGCUCGCAGCCCCGGUGCUCGCUGCUAUGGCUUUGUCACCAUGUCAACAGCUGAGGAAGCCACCAAGUGCAUCACACACCUCCACAAAACAGAGUUACAUGGGAAGAUAAUCUCUGUAGAAAAAGCCAAAAGCGAACCCGCUGGGAAGAAGCCAAGUGAUAAAAAAGAGAGUGAAGCAAAGAAAGAAACAGCCACUGAGAGACCUGGCAGCAUUAAAAAGGAUGAGAAAUCUGACCAAAAAGAUGAAUCUAAAAAGACAGAAGACAAAGAUGAAAAGGAAAAAAAAGAGAAAGAGGAACUGAAGUCAGGCUCAUCAGAUCAACCUAAAACUAUGAAGUCAGGAAGUAAAGGAACAGAGAGAACAGUAGUAAUGGAUAAAUCCAAAGGAGAACCUGUUAUUAGUGUGAAAACAUCAACUACAUCAAAAGACCGAAGCAUCAAGAGCCAGGAUCGCAAAUCAGAGAGCAGGGAGAGACAAGGGAUUGUGCCAUUCGACAAAAUCAAAGCCCAGAGGAAGAUGAGGGAGGCCGAGCAGCGCCGCACCCGGGAGCGCCGGGAGAGGCAGCAGCACCUGCAGACUAUCCGGGAACGAGAGGAAAGAGAAAGGCUGGAGAUUGCUCGGGAGAGGCUGGAAAUCGAACGGCAGCGUCUCGAACGGGAACGGAUGGAAAGAGAAAGACUGGAAAGGGAACGAAUGCACAUAGAGCAUGAGAGGAGGAGGGAACAGGAUCGCAUCCAGCGGGAAAGAGAAGAGCUGCGGCGCCAGCACGAGCAGUUGCGCUACGAGCAGGAGCGGCGCUCUGCCAUGAGGAGACCAUAUGACAUCGAUGGCAGGAGAGAUGAUCCGUACUGGCCAGAGGCAAAACGAAUGGCAAUGAAUGACAGGUACCACUCAGACUUCAGCCGCCAGGAUCGCUUCCACGACUUCGACCACAGGGAUCGGGGCCGGUACCAAGACCACUCAAUAGACAGGAGAGAUGGAUCCAGGACAAUGAUGGGAGAUCGGGAUGGACAACACUAUCCAGAUGAGCGCCACGGAGGACCAGACCGUCACUCACGAGAUUCCCGGGAAAGCUGGGGUAGUUACGGAUCCGACAGAAGGAUGAGUGAAAGCAGAGGGAUACCUCCCCAGUCACGGGAUGGACGGGACUGGGGAGAUCACGGCCGCAAGUUUGAAGGACAUCAAGAUCGUUCAUGGCAGAGCAGUGUGGAUGGAGGGAUGAUGGGGCGGGAUCAUGAGCGAUGGCAAGGUGGAGGUAGAGGCAGACCUGGCCAUGUGAUCCAUCGUGGAGGCAUGUCAGGGCGUGGAGGUUUCAUGCAAGGUGGCAACCAAAGUCAGAUGAUGCACGGAGGAGGAAUGCAGGGGGAAGGCUUUGCUGGCCAGGAGAGAGCAAACAGACCCAACGACCCUCGUUUCAACCGUCGCUACUGAAUGUCUUUAGUUUUUAAUGCAAGGUGGCAACUGAAAUGAGGCUGUUCCCCAGGGUUACCAUUCAUUGUAACUUGUGGGCUACUCUAAGUGUCAUUUUUUUUAAGCUGCUACCAUCUUAUUUCACACAACCCAAUGUGAACUCGUUUGUUUUGUAAUGUGUUGUUCAUAUCCCAUUUAAAAUGUUUGUUAAUGAAGCAUUCCAUUUUCCAUAAAUAAAAGCCAGUUUACAGUUAA
Messenger RNA from Nestor notabilis (Kea), 1843 nucleotides. Its product is annotated as scaffold attachment factor B1-like. Gene Ontology annotation, biological process: regulation of transcription by RNA polymerase II; regulation of mRNA processing. The annotation marks the transcript as partial. Gene Ontology annotation, cellular component: nucleus. The transcript has 14 exons. Gene Ontology annotation, molecular function: sequence-specific DNA binding; RNA binding. The record is from RefSeq and is a predicted model, not a curated record. NCBI's taxonomy places the organism in Eukaryota, Metazoa, Chordata, Aves, Psittaciformes, Psittacidae.